Cryptomeria japonica (Japanese cedar) is the source of this 2070-nucleotide messenger RNA. Its product is annotated as G-type lectin S-receptor-like serine/threonine-protein kinase SD2-5. NCBI's taxonomy places the organism in Eukaryota, Viridiplantae, Streptophyta, Pinopsida, Cupressales, Cupressaceae. The transcript is spliced from 2 exons. Bases 19 to 1095 code for a protein of 358 amino acids. Gene Ontology annotation, molecular function: protein kinase activity; ATP binding. The record is from RefSeq and is a predicted model, not a curated record. Gene Ontology annotation, biological process: protein phosphorylation.
GUUUCUGUUGUUAGUGGAAUGGUUAUAGUGUCUCUCGUAUUGUGGGUGUGGAUAACGAGAUCUAGAAAAGCUAAGCACAAGCAGAGCAGAGAUGAAAGUGACGAUGCUACAAAUCAUUUCUCUCUGAAGCUCGGCGGCGGGGGAUUCGGUUCAGUUUAUGAGGGUGUUCUUUCUGAUGGCACAAAGAUAGCAGUGAAGCGGCUUGACAGAGCAGGACAAGGAGCAAAAGAAUUUAAGGCAGAAGUGGAAACGUUGGGGAACAUUCAUCAUCUGAAUUUGGUAAGGUUGAAACGCUUAUGCGCAGAGAAGUCUCAUCGAAUGCUCGUCUAUGAAUUUCUACCAAAUGGAUCUCUGGACAAAUGGAUAUUUGCCAACGAUACCGAUAAAAAAUUUCUCGACUUGAAGACCAGAUCCAAAAUAGCUCUUCAUAUAGCACGGGGAUUGAGCUACUUACAUGAGCAGUGCCAACAACGAAUUAUACAUCUGGAUAUCAAACCCCAAAACAUUCUUCUGGAUGAAAAUUUUAACGCCAAGGUCUCGGAUUUUGGGCUAGCAAAGCUGAUCGAAGGAGAGCAAAGUGAAGUGAUAACCAUGAUCAGAGGAACGCCAGGAUAUAUGGCACCUGAGUUAUUAAACAAACAUGUUUCUGUGAAGGCAGAUGUCUUCAGCUUUGGCAUUAUGUUGGUAGAAAUUGUGUGUGGAAAGAGAAGACGAGAGAUUUCAGAUGACCCUUUGUUUUCAGUUUUACAGAAUAUGGGUGAAGGAGGCAGAUUGUCAGAUUUGAUAGAUCCAGUACUUGAAGAUGAAGAGAUGGACGCAAAGGGGGAGGCAGUGAAAAUGUUGAGACUGGGGAUGCUUUGUAUACAGGAUGAUUCGACGAGCAGACCGACGAUGUCAAUUGUAGUCAAGGCAUUGGAGGGUAUGAUCGAGUUGCACAGUGUCCCCUCUACUUCGUCGCCUUCUUCAGACCAUCCAUUUCCAUCCACGACCAAACCUGAUCGUUUGAAGCUUUCGUACACCUCUUUGUCUUCUGUAUUGUCUGGAAGAUGGUCCUUCGUUUUUAUUUCCAAAUCCAUUUCUCAAAGAAAACAUUAGGAAAAGCAGAGGAACAAUCAAACCAAAGAUUGGAGAAACUUGUUUAGUAACGACAACUUAGUGACUCAUCUCUUUGGAAUAUAGUAUGUGCGUUCGCAUCUCUGAUCGGAUGAUGACCAUGUACAGCCAAGACAUCUGUUGAUUUCGGUAACAAUGAAGGCGCACAAAAGAGGUCAACACUGUAUUCAUGACUUCGUCACCAAGUAAGCCGUAUAGGUGGAUGAUGGUCUUCUUGGCCGGCUCCGACAAACUUAAAUAGGUAGUCCACAACGACAUGAGUAUGGUAACAUGCGGAUAAUCUAUGAGACCUAUGAUAUACUCAAGCACAUCCAGAGACUUUCCAAUCGUUUGUGUUCAUUUGUUUUUUCAUGAGUUCGAUUAAUAUUAUAGCACUACUUGUAUGAAAUAACAUCAUCAAAAUACAAGAUUAUUAAUUCCUCCUUACAAGCGGUAGGUUAUUAUUAAUUGCUGUGAAUAAUGCGUGAAUAAUGUCUAAUGUUGUAAUUGAUCUAGAUAUCAUUAAUUUUUUAAGCUUUUGAGAUUCCUAUGGUUUCGUUUAAAUCACAAUCUAAAUUUAAGAAUCUAGUUUUUGUGUGCAGAUUGUCUAGGGCUGGAUAUAGAAGUGGUUGGAGAGAUAGAGGAUUGCAAAGGAUGCACUAACGAGCACAUAUGCACCAUGGUUCCCAAUGGACUUAGACCCGAACAGGUAGAUUGGCUUUGGUUGCGUCAUUUUAGGAAAAUUAUAUAGAAUACAUUGUAGAGAACUUUUGGCCAAGAGGGGUACCCUUUUAAAAAAAUAGUCAAGAGUAGUUCUUCAUAUGUUGGGAUUUAGUUUCAUAGUCAAAUAGAAAUUCACAAAACAUGGAUUAUUGAAUGGUAGAGUGUUGCAAUGGGGGCUCUCUAAUUGCUAGACAAAUUCUUGCAGGUGCCAAUGAAAGUAAAUUCAUUUCUUUUUCAUUGGCUAACUAGUCACAA